Molecule: messenger RNA, 3425 nt
Organism: Saccostrea echinata
Lineage: Eukaryota; Metazoa; Mollusca; Bivalvia; Ostreida; Ostreidae
Product: heat shock 70 kDa protein 12A-like
Exons: 6
Coding region: 44-1960 (638 amino acids)
Molecular function (GO): ATP-dependent protein folding chaperone; ATP binding
Source: RefSeq, a predicted model, not a curated record
UUGCCAUAUACUGAAAAGUCGAUAAAUUUUGAAGGCAGAAAUAAUGGGACAGUGCCUUGGGAAACUGGACGAUCGACAUUUACCUAGGGAAACGGUGACUUUUUCCACACUGAGUCCGCCCCAAGCAUGUGCUGCUCCAGCAAUACCUCCUCGGAUUCCUCUGACCAACAUACAGAGACAACAACAAGGAAAUAAUGGCCAAUUCUCCAUCCAGUUACAAAAUCAGGAAUAUCCAGAACGAGUCUUAGUAGCCGCUAUAGAUUUAGGAACCACAUUUUCUGGCUAUGCAUUUUCGUUCCGUCACGAUUAUCUUUCGGACCGCUUGCGGAUCAGUACCAACCUCUGGCCACAUAACAAUGGAAUGUCACUGAAAGCACCAACCUCUAUCUUGUUAGAUCAAAACGGAGUGGUGAAAGCAUUUGGAUACGAGGCCAUCAAGAUGUACGGUGAUUUGGCCGAGUAUAACCAACAUACUGCAUACUAUUUCUUCAACAAGUUUAAAAUGAAUCUUUACCAACAAGGAGGACUUUCAACAGACUUGAAACUUCAUGAUAUCUCUGGGAAGACAAUGGCCGCAGUUGAUAUUUUUGCAAAAGUUAUUGGAUAUUUAAAGCAGCACUUGUUAACCCGAAUAAAAGACAUAGACUCGAAACUCACCUUGUCUCCCAGUGACAUUCAAUGGGUUGUGACAGUUCCUGCUAUAUGGGAUGACAAAGCCAAAUUUUUUAUGAGAAAAGCCGCUGAGAAGGCUGGCAUUGAAGGUCGAAAUUUGACCUUAGCUCUCGAACCGGAAGCAGCAUCUUUAUUUUGCCGGUACAGCCCUACUUAUCAGAGCAAUGUCCAAGAGAACACCCAUAUAUUUGACAUUUUCAAACCAGAAACAAAAUAUAUGGUUGUUGACCUGGGUGGUGGCACAGUGGACAUCACGGUUCAUUGCGUUCACGAAGGUGGUGCUCUAGAAGAACUGUAUCAACCUACAGGUGGUUAUUGGGGCGGCACAACUGUUGACGACGAGUUCUGUUCCCUCCUUGUGGGAAUUUUUGGUCAAGAAGUGUAUAAAGAAUUUCAAGAUAAAUUCACAUCUGAUGUGAUUGAACUAUUUCAAGAAUUUGACGUAAAAAAACGCGUUUUUGAACCAGGACAGAAUAUGCCUGUGUCAAUUAAGAUAUCUGCUUCUUUAGUCGAGUUGUACAGGAGACACGCUGGAAGAGAAAUUCAGGAAGUGUUAAACACUCAACAAACUCAAGACGUCAAAAUUAAGAGAGAUAAGCUUCAGAUUUCUCCUCAAGCUUUUAUUCACUUAUUUGACAAGUCCAUUUCCAGUAUUGUAUGUCACAUUCAAAGCUUACUUGAAAUGACAAAUGUCUCGGGCGUAACUGCUCUUUUAUUAGUGGGUGGUUACGCUGAUAGCCAUGUUGUCAGGGACGCUAUCGUAUAUCACUUUCCGAAUCUUCAAAUCAUCCAUCCUCAGGAGGCUGCCUCCACUGUUCUUAAAGGAGCAGUGUUAUUUGGACACGAACCCCGAGCUAUCGAGGCAAGAGUAUGUAAAUACACAUACGGUAUCGCAAUGUCUGUGCCGUUUAAAGAGGGUGUUCACGAUCCAGACAAAAAGAGAUUCGUUAAUGGAGAAGUCAUAUGUGACGAUGUGUUCGAUGUCCAUCUUCAAGUUGGCCAGCAAGUGUCUCUGUCAGGUACUCGGAGUGGAAAACCUUACAAUGUCUACAGUGGACAGUCGCACUCUUUACUAGAAGUCUACGCCUCCUCUGUACCGUGUCCAAAGUACGUCACCGAAAGCUGGUGCACAAAAAUAGGAUCAGUGGUUCUCGAGUUACCUUCAGAUAUGAAAGAAGAUGAAAAAAUUGUUGUAGGUCUAUAUUAUGGCGGAACCGAACUGGGGGUUUAUGCCUGGAAUUCAAAAACUGGAUCACAAACCCAUGCCUUUUUCGAUUUUUUGGGAUAAAAAUAAUUGUAGUGAUUUUGUUUGAGCAAACCAAUCAAAAACUACAUUCAUGCUUCUAAUUAUCAAAAAUUGAAGGAUAAACCUCAAGACAAUCGCUUGCAUCUAUUCAAGGAGGGAAACCUGAAUUUAACAUUUUGAAACUUUUUUAAAUCAGAUAUCCACGUUAUUCUAUACUUAUCAUUAAGACUGUAUGUCACUUGUGACUUUGAUUCGAUUGAAAUGCAAAGAGAUUCUUUGACUGGAUUUGAAAUUAACUGCGAUUUAUAAAAAAAAAAAAGAAGCUUUAUAAGAACCCUUAACAUUUCCAAGCAAGAUAAUUUACUGGAAAAUUACUUUAUUGUUUAUGGUUCAUAUAUGUUCAUAUUCUUCGAUAAUUAGAUUAAAUAGGCAAAAUAAAGCAAACCGAGAUAUGUAAAACCUAUAAUUCUGUUCCACACUUUCAAACUUUUUUUAGGAAGCCCUACGCUGGUCUAUAUUUAUUGCAAAUUCGUUAAACACAUUUAAGUCUGGAAAAGUAAAAGAUUUUGGCAUGGUGAAAACUCCUUCAACAUCUUGAAUCCCUGUAACCACAACAAUUGUUGAUUAAUUACUAUUAUAUCUAAAGAUGCUAGAAUUAUUUUUAAAGCAGUUUUUAGAAUGAACUCUAAUUUAGACGUUUAACCUGUCGCGGUAACCUAGUAGUAGGGGGCUCGCUUCGUGAUUGGGAGGUGCCGGGUUCGAUUCUCGUUCCCGGGGCCCCAACAAACCUAAGACGUAUAGGAAGUGGCUGUUCCUUUGCUACGCACCCGGCACUAGAAGUGAAAAUCACUGGUCCUUAGACCUUAAAAACAGAGGACCGUGUCACGGUAGGCGUUUGCACGAUUAAGAACCCUCACUGCUCAGUCGCCUUGAGUGCCAAGUAAAGGACUAAGGAAUCCCUUCACCGGUUUUAUCAUGAUGACGUCUCAGUUGAUGAAAAAUUCUCGGAAGGGACUUAAAACAUCAAACAAUCUUAUUACGUGUCCUGCACACUCCAUGACUUGUGACGUCUAUUCACUGACGACUAGCCUGGCACCGCUUUUAAAAGAGUCUUACAAAGGCUUCAAAGAUGAUGGUUUCUAAAUGGAAAAGUAUGCUUUGAACUGAGAGGGACAUCCUAAUUAAUCAUAAACAAUGAACUGAACACAUGGCACAAUCAUGGGGUGACCGAAAGAAAAAAAACUGUUGAUAUUUUCAAUAAAAGAGCAACAGACCUUUCGAGUUUUGUAGCUUAUAUAAUAAUUAGAAGAUAAUAGGUAUAUCUAUGAGAAAACUUUAUAUUAUUUAUACUUUAGGCUAAUCAGUACGUUUGUUGUGAAAAUGAUUAUUUUUGCAUACUGAUUUAUGCGUUUCAAUUAUACCUAUCCCAUUGUGUGUUCAUAAAUAUUGGUAACUAGAGUGUUUCAAGGAACGCAUGUGUCGCCUGCUUUGUAGCUUCAUUAAAGGU